AUGUUGGUUGAUCACGUCGAGAUGGAUGAAGAGCAAGAGGAAAUCGCUCGCCGUAAUGCGCAGAUGGCACGGUACCAGGCCCAGAGGGGCAGGGUCUGCAACCAUUAUUACUGCGGACGUCAAGUGUGCAUCUUUUGGGAAAACGGAAUGCCAGCAACAAACGCUCCACGCCCAACAGGCCCAAGCAGGGUGAUCGAGCCCCAACGCAUGACUGGACCCAACGCUAUCCCAACCAGCUACAGGAUUCAUCCCGACACGGACUCAGACAAUUCAGCGGACUCCUACCGCACCCCAUCCCUCUCUGACAACGACUCGGACAGUGAAAACCAAAUGGCUCUCUCUGAACCAUCCAAGAAAGGCGGUCGCGCUCGUGGAAUUGCCCGUAAGCUAGCUGCAGUGAAGUUCUCAUGCUUCAGUCGCUCAUGCAGCUCCGAUGAUGGUGAGGAGGAGGAGCACGGACCAACACGCUCUCCUAGGACUGCCCCGAGAUCGGCCGACCCUCCUCAGCCUGUUCCGGCACCUGUUUAUCCUCCCAUGUCUAUCCCGAGACCAGCUCAAGGCUCGAUGCCUGUCAUGGGGCCGGUUUAUCCUCCUAUGUCUGUCCCUAGACCAGCUGAACGCUCUAUACCUGCCAUCGGGCCGGUUUAUCCUCCUGUGUCUGUCCCGAGACCAGCUGAGCGCUCUAUGCCUGCUCCGAGACCAGUUGAACCUCCCGUAUUUCGCCGUCAACGCUCAACCGAAUUCUUCCCUGGUGGCUCAGAUUGGGGGUAUGCUCCUAACCCAGAUUAUAACCAAUCUUCCCAGAGUGCGGGCACGGAUUGGAGAUAUGCUCCCCAUCCUGAUUAUUCCCAAUCUCGCCCGGCUACCAGGAGCUCAGGGUUCGGUGAACCUAUUGCGGCCACUCCGCCCCCUCGCCCUCCUGCCCCCCAGCUUCCCAGAGCGACACCGAUGUCUAGCCCUCAGCGCUUUGCUGGAGCUCCUACUCCUCCGUUACGGAGACCAGAGACCGCCUACACGGCGCAGCAGCUUCGUGAGGGAAUCAUCCACAGUAUGACUGUCAUUAAUGUCAACGAGCUCCCGAACAACAACCCAAACAUCUCGUCCUUCCACGUCACUACACAUCAAAUUGGUGAUGUGGCCAGAAGGUAG
Morchella sextelata is the source of this 1149-nucleotide messenger RNA. RefSeq lists its product as uncharacterized. The coding region runs from base 1 to 1149 and encodes 382 amino acids. The transcript has 2 exons. Lineage: Eukaryota; Fungi; Ascomycota; Pezizomycetes; Pezizales; Morchellaceae. The record is from RefSeq and is a predicted model, not a curated record.